CUAAAAUCGAAAAAACAUCGUUGUAUUGAGUUCUUGGUGCGUGCGAACGUAAUCGAGAGCUUUUCCUCUCUCCAGAUAUUCUCUAUCUGGUUGCCUACAAGAUUCAGAACAUGGAUCGCAGAGAUUUAUUGUUGAAUUGGGGCUCUUUACUUUGUCGGUUUCUGGGUACGUUUUCCUUGAUUUGGGGUUAUUGGAUUGCGCGCGUUUCAGAAUUCCCAGACCUUGUUUCUGUUUCGGUUAUUGCACCUUGUCCUCGAGGUUUAGCUUUUAAGGUAGCAGUAGCUUCGAGGAUUGUCAUUUUGGAUCUUGAGGUUUAGCUCUGAGCUUGAGGUUAGGAAUUGCGAGAGGUGAGGAAAUCUGAUAUUAAUUGAGCGUGUUUUGGUGGGAUCGAGAGGAAUCGGUGAAGGGUUAGGGUUUUUGGCCAAUGGCUUCGAAUCCUCCAUUUCACAUGGAGGAUCAGACGGAUGAGGAUUUCUUUGACAAACUGGUUGAGGAUGAUUUAGAGCCUGUUGUUAAGUCUAGCCAUGAGGAAGACGAAGGGAAUGAUUGGGAUAAGGCUAAAGUAUUUGCCAAUCUGGGAAUCAGUGAUGUUGAUGCUGCUGCAUUUGAGAAUUCUGAUGCCAGCGAGAGUGGGGUUGAAGUCAAAGGGGAAUUAGUUGCUGGGGAAUCCGAUGUGGGAGUUGAACAGGAGGAGAAUUCUUUGCCCUCCUCUAGCUCAGUUGGCUUUGAUAGUAAGGUGGAUCCCGGUGAUGAUGGGACUGUUGUGGGAUCGGAAUUCACGUCCACUUCAGCUGGAAUCACGAGCGAUAAAGUCGGUAGUUCUGGGGUUAAGAUGGUGGGUUGGAAUUCUUUUCAUGAUGAUUUGGAUAGGGGCAAUAGGUUUGGAUCAUAUUCUGACUUUUUCAGUGAGUUGGGAGAUCAGUCUGGGGAUUUUCCGGGGAACACGCAUGAUAAUUUAAGUAGUGAGGUGAAGCCUGGUAAUGAACUUCAAAAUGAUGACUUAAAUGCCUCUGGUAAUUAUGUGCAAUAUCAAGAGGGUCAAGGUUAUGAUGCAUCUUUAGAAAGCCACACAAACCGGCAAGGUGAUGGCUUAAAUACUUCAGUUAAUAAUGAACAAAAUGAAAAAGGUCAAGCUUAUGUUGCAUCUUCAGAAGAACACGCAAAUGGACAAGAUCUGAGUAGUAGUCAGUAUUGGGAGGAUCUUUAUCCUGGCUGGAAGUAUGAUUACAACACUGGGCAAUGGUAUCAAGAAGAUGGCUAUGGUGUAACAGCCACUACUCAGCAAAGCUCUGAAGCCAAUGCAGCGGGGCAUUGGACAGCCCAUUCUGAUGGGAAAACAGAGAUCUCUUACAUGCAGCAAACUGCACAAUCUUUUGCUGGAACAUUAGCUGAAACUGGCACAACUGAAAAUGUGUCUAGUUGGAGUCAGGUUUCACAAGGGAAUAAUGGGUAUCCGGAGCAUAUGGUUUUUGAUCCUCAGUAUCCUGGUUGGUAUUAUGACACAAUUGCCCAAGAAUGGCGUUCAGUGGAAACUUACAAUUCAACCAACCAGUCUUCUGUUCAUGUACUUGAAAAUGGGCAUGCUUCUACCAGUACUUUCUCAUCCAAUGAUAAUAGUUUGUAUAAUGAGUAUAGCCAAGCUGAUAAUUAUGGACCACCGGGUGUUGAUAAUCAGGCUGUAGAUGGCAGCUGGGGUGGUUUGUAUGACGCUAACCAUCGGCAGGGUUUUGAUAUCUACACAACUGGUACUGCUACUAAAAGACGGGAUAAUAUAACUUCUGCUGGUAACCAACAAGUUAAUCAUUCUUAUGGUUCAAGUAUUUCUGUGAACAAAGAUCUACAAAAUUCUUCUACUUCCUUUGGAUCAGUUGUUUGCAAUAAAGUAAACCAUGAUCAUGGUUUGGCUAAUGGAACUUUUGAACCACAAAGCUUUGGCCCUAGUGGCGACAUUGUUCAACAGAUUAAUUAUUCAAACACAAAGUUCAGAGAACAAAAUUAUUUUUCGAAUGAUUUUACUGCAAAUCAGUAUUCACACGCCCCUCAUGUUGGGAGAUCAUCAGCUGGACGUCCUUCUCAUGCUCUGGUAACUUUUGGAUUUGGGGGGAAACUCAUCAUAAUGAAAGAUCCUAGUCUUUUGAGCUCAUCAUAUGGAAACCAGGAUUCUGUACAAGGUUCUGUUUCUGUGUUGAACUUGAUAGAAGUUGCCACUGGAAGUAAGGAUUCUAUGAGCAUUGGAAAUGGUGCCAGUGAUUAUUUCCAUGCUCUGAGCCAGCAAUCUUUCCCAGGUCCAUUGGUUGGUGGGAGUGUUGGAAUUAAGGAACUGUACAAAUGGUUAGAUGAGAGUAUUGUACACUGUGUAUCACCUGACAUGGAUUAUAAACAAGGUGUAAGGUUGAGACUCCUUCUUUCCUUGCUUAAAAUAGCUUGUCAACAUUAUGGAAAGUUACGUUCUCCUUUUGGUACGGACACCAUACUAAAAGAAAAUGAUACUCCUGAGUCAGCAGUUGCAAAACUUUUUGCAUCUGCCAAAAUGAGUAGCACAGAGUUCCCUCAAUAUGGGAUGCCAAGUCAUUGCUUGCAAAAUUUGCCUUCUGAAGGACAAAUGAAGGCAAUGGCCCUUGAGGUUCAAAAUCUUCUUGUUUCUGGGAAAAAGAAGGAGGCUUUACAAUGUGCACAAGAAGGACAGUUGUGGGGACCUGCAAUUGUUCUUGCUUCACAACUUGGCGAUCAGUUUUAUGUUGAUACAGUGAAGCAAAUGGCACUUCGCCAGCUUGUUGCUGGGUCACCUUUGCGCACAUUGUGUCUUUUAAUUGCUGGGAAACCAGCUGAAGUAUUUUCUAUUGAUACCUCAUUUAGUGGGAAUCCUGGUGCUUCUAAUAUGGCUCAACAGUCUUCACAGGUUGGAUCUAAUGGUAUGCUUGAUGAUUGGGAGGAGAAUCUGGCUGUAAUAACUGCAAAUAGAACCAAAGGAGAUGAACUUGUAAUUAUGCACCUAGGUGAUUGCUUGUGGAAGGAAAGAAGUCAGAUUACUGCUGCACAUAUCUGCUAUUUAGUUGCUGAAGCAAACUUUGAGUUAUACUCAAAUAGUGCAAGACUCUGUCUUCUAGGAGCAGAUCACUGGAAAUGUCCUCGAACUUAUGCUAGUCCGGAGGCUAUCCAGAGGACUGAGUUAUAUGAAUAUUCAAAGGUGGUUGGAAACUCUCAGUUUACAUUGCAUCCAUUUCAGCCUUAUAAGCUUAUAUAUGCAUAUAUGCUAGCUGAAGUGGGGAAGGUUUCAGAUUCAUUGAAGUACUGCCAAGCACUAUUGAAAUCCUUGAAAACUGGUCGUGCUCCAGAAGUAGAAACAUGGAAACAAUUAGCAUUAUCUCUUGAGGAGAGGAUUAGAACUCACCAACAGGGUGGAUAUGCUGCAAAUUUGGCUCCUGCAAAGUUAGUUGGCAAAUUGCUCAACUUUUUUGAUAGCACUGCACAUCGAGUUGUUGGUGGUUUACCACCGCCUGCUCCAUCAUCAUCGCAAGGAACUGUUCAUGGUAGUGAACAACAUUACCAACACAUGGCACCCAGAGUAUCAUCUAGCCAAUCAACAAUGGCCAAGUCAUCAUUAGUUCCAUCUGCUUCGAUGGAACCCAUAAGUGAGUGGACAACUGACAAUAAUAGAAUGCCUAAGCCUAAUAGAAGUGUUUCUGAGCCAGAUAUUGGCAGAACCCCAAGACAGGAAACAACGUCACCUGAUUCACAAGGAAAAGCACAGGCAUCUGGGGCUACAUCUCGCUUUUCCCGCUUUGGGUUUGGCUCGCAACUUUUGCAAAAGACAGUAGGGCUUGUCUUGAAACCUCGCUCUGGUCGACAGGCCAAAUUGGGUGAGAAAAACAAGUUCUAUUAUGAUGAGAAGCUGAAGACAUGGGUGGAAGAAGGUGCUGAACUUCCAGUUGAAGAAGCUGCAUUGCCACCACCUCCAACAACUGCUGCUUUCAAGAAUGGUUCAACUGAAUACAACUUGAGAUCUGCAUUGAAGACUGAAAGUUCACCUCCUAUUGAGGGUUCUAACAUAAGAACUUCUAGCCCUGAACUUAGUCCAGGGAUGGCACCGAAGCCACCCACUGCAAAUCAAUUUUCUGCCUGGGGUCAUUUGGGUGUUCGGUCAAGGUAUGUUGACACCUUCAACCAAGGUGGUGGAACCUCUGCAAACUUGUUUCAAUCCCCCUCUGUUGCAUCUGUGAAACCGGCUCUUGCUGCCAAUGCGAAGUUUUUCAUUCCUACUCCUGCACCAUCAUCUAAUGAGCAGACAAUGGAGGCUAUAGCAGAAAGCCACCAAGAAGUUAGUGCAACAAAUGAAGAUCCUUCAACAUCUGCCACAAAUGAGUGGUCAUACCAAUCUCCCAAACAUGUAUCCCCAACGCCUAUUCAAAGGUUCCCAAGUAUGGAUAACAUUUCAAAACAGUUAGCAACAGAAGGAAGUAACGCUGAUUGUGCUCAUUCACGCCGAGCUUCAGGAGUGGGAUGGAGUGGGAGUUUAAAUGAUUCAUUCACCCCUCCAAAAAUGGGUGAUAUUAAUGGUGUGUUUAGUAAUUGUGAAGUGGAAGAGAAGUGAAUGGAAGUGUGGAAAAGUAGAAAAAUUGAAUGUGUUUGGUAUGAGAGAAAUGAAGGGAAGUGGGGAUAUUUUUUAUUGAGCCCACGGUAAAAAAAAAGCUUUGGCGUAGAAAAUGAGGAGAAACGAGCAAAGUCUAGCAGCAGGGUCUUGGUUCAGUCAUAUGCUUAUGUUUAUAAAUAUAUAUACAUACAUAUAUAUAUAUAUAUAUAAACUUAAUUGAUUUUUUUAUAAAUAUAUAUUUAUUUAAUGAUAA
Molecule: messenger RNA, 4844 nt
Organism: Cajanus cajan (pigeon pea)
Lineage: Eukaryota; Viridiplantae; Streptophyta; Magnoliopsida; Fabales; Fabaceae
Source: RefSeq, a predicted model, not a curated record